AUGAACAGCAAUGCGUAUGGCUUAGAAUUAGAACUAGAGCAGCAAGAUCAUAAAAGGGUACAUUUCUUAGAUAUAAGGGUCGAAAUAGAUGAAGAAGGGCAAAUCGCUACAAAAGUAUAUAGAAAGCCGACGAAUGUUUCGGAUUUGAUACCAUGGUCCUCUCAUGACCCAACAAGCUACAAACUAGCAGCGUUUAGAGCACUGAUUAAAAGAGCAUACACUCAUUGUAGCAAGGUAUAUGACACACGUAAAGAACUUGAAUACAUCGCAAAAUUAGAAAGAGAUGUAAAACUUAAGCAAAGUAAAGUAGAAGCCGUAAUACAAAAAGCAGAAAAAGGAUGCAAUAAGACUGGAGAUAAGAAAGAGAAAAAACAGUUCACCAUAAUAGAAUACAGGGCGCCGUUAAGUAACAUAUACAGAAAAAUAGGAAUAGAAAGCAACAAGAAGAUAGCAUAUAAGAGAAACACGACAAUAUACCAAAUGCUAAAAAAUGACAAAACACCCGUAGACUGGAGGCUAGUUCCAGGUGUGUACAGAAUACCGUUGCAUGAUAAAAUGCUGAAAAAAGACCUAUAUUAUAUUAAAGCCACAAAUAGAUCAUUAAAGGAAAGAUUGGAGAAGCACGAAAAAAAUAUAAGAUUUAAACAACCAAUCACAACUUUAGCUAAUUAUGCGAUUAGCUAA
Messenger RNA from Centruroides sculpturatus (bark scorpion), 684 nucleotides. RefSeq lists its product as uncharacterized. NCBI's taxonomy places the organism in Eukaryota, Metazoa, Arthropoda, Arachnida, Scorpiones, Buthidae. The transcript has a single exon. The record is from RefSeq and is a predicted model, not a curated record. Bases 1 to 684 code for a protein of 227 amino acids.